AUGCAGCAACCCGGCCGGCUGAGGCUGAGGCCGUGGCUGGAGGAGCAGAUACAAUCUGGGAGUUAUCCAGGGGUCAGCUGGCUGGACCAGUCAGCGCGUAUCUUCCAAAUCCCAUGGACGCAUGCGGCUCGUCAUGGCUGGAGUAUUGACCGAGAUGCUACACUCUUCCGGAGCUGGGCCAUGCACACUGGACGGUACUGUCCAGGCAAAGACAAGCCAGAUCCCAAGACGUGGAAAGCGAAUUUCCGCUGCGCCUUGAAUUCUCUGCCUGACAUCUGUGAGCUGCGGGAACACAGCAGGAAGAGAGGCAGCAAUGCCUACAGAGUCUACAGGAUGCUGCCCAGCACACAAACACAAAGACGCAGGAGAGGGCUGCGGUUCAGCAGGCCCCGAGAAAGACAGGCGAGUUUAGGUGAUGAUACAUGCACCAUGUACACUUGGCAACCGACAACAACAAGACCCAUUUCAGACACACCACAGAGGGUAGAGACCCCUGCAGAGGACAUAUUUAGCAACACUCAAACAUAUGGGAUGUGGGAGGCCAACCCUGAGGACCAGGAACAGAAUGAGGCUGUGUUUAAGUUGAUGGAUCACUUAAGCAAUGCUGACCUCUGGAACCAAACUGGGGAGCAGAGAAGAUGGAAAACACACACACUGUGGGACCAAUGGCCCUGUGCUGGUGAUGAUAACCCGUACUCUCUGCACCCAGAGAACUACAGUGAUCUGUUUGGUCCAAACUCCAUUUAAGGAACUCUCUGACCGGUCCACACAUCGACAAACACUGAUGCCGUAGCUGUGCACCAACGACUCGUCCUCCUACUGUUUGUGUUUACCCCAUAUUUGAUUAAAAGCGUUUUUUUUUUUCUUCAGGCUUCCUUGCUAACCUUCAGCUGUCUUUCUGCUGAGCUGACCACUGAACGAGAGAAACAAGAGAGGGCAAGCGGACAGAUAUAUUGCUCUGUCAGUCAGUCAGUUGGUCAUCCUCCCUGGUGAGCAUGCUGAGAUGAAGAUCCUGUUCCAAGCCAAGCUUUACCUCUGUCAUCAUCACUUUGGUUCACUAUGGUUCACCGCCUCAAGCUCACUAAACUGAUGCCAAGCUCACACCACAGCUCACAGAGUAAACAGAUAUAAUUUCGCUUAAGUGCAGGAUCAGUUAGUGCUCUACUGUUUCUUUGAGUUUUACUGGAUGUUUAGCCAAAAUACAGUAGAAUAAAGUGCAGAGCACAGAGGGCGGUCAUGUGGCUUUAAUGGUUUGUAGGUGUGUGUUUAUGGUUGGAGUUCAAAGCCGAGUUAAGUUCCAGUAUAUAUGUGUUUUUUGUCCAUAUAUAGAGU
Molecule: messenger RNA, 1332 nt
Organism: Xiphias gladius (swordfish)
Lineage: Eukaryota; Metazoa; Chordata; Actinopteri; Istiophoriformes; Xiphiidae
Product: interferon regulatory factor 1-like
Exons: 7
Coding region: 1-747 (248 amino acids)
Biological process (GO): immune system process; regulation of transcription by RNA polymerase II
Cellular component (GO): nucleus
Molecular function (GO): DNA-binding transcription factor activity, RNA polymerase II-specific; RNA polymerase II cis-regulatory region sequence-specific DNA binding
Source: RefSeq, a predicted model, not a curated record